Bombyx mori (domestic silkworm) is the source of this 4508-nucleotide messenger RNA. RefSeq lists its product as uncharacterized. Gene Ontology annotation, molecular function: transmembrane transporter activity. Gene Ontology annotation, cellular component: membrane. Gene Ontology annotation, biological process: transmembrane transport. The record is from RefSeq and is a predicted model, not a curated record. Bases 2443 to 3921 code for a protein of 492 amino acids. The transcript has 3 exons. NCBI's taxonomy places the organism in Eukaryota, Metazoa, Arthropoda, Insecta, Lepidoptera, Bombycidae.
AAUAUAUUUUUCUCGAGUCACAUGUUUAUAAACAUCAAAACCGCGCCGUAUUUAUUCUCUCUGAUUGGUGUAGAUGGAACGUUUUGGUCCUAUGCAGUGGUGCUGUUUUAUAGUCUGUUUGCGUCUUAUUAUAUUGUUACGCGCUGGGGUUCGGGAUAAAUAAAACUUCCACUGAAAUAAAAAUUAAAACUUUAUCACUUAGAACACUCACAGAACGCUUUACAAUUUGUAAUCCGCUUCGCUUCAAGUGAUCCGUUCGCUAUUUCGCUUCGAGUAGAUCCGAUUACUAAAUCCGUAUCAACUCUGCAACGCUUUUAUAGUGAAUACGAAAUCCUUAGAAUUAUCGAGAACGUUCCUGACAAGUAAAGUAGUUUCGGUAAGUGUUUCCACUAUUUGACAAUAGAUGGCGUUGUGCUUCCCAAACGUUCUCGAUUUUACUAGUUCUUUUGAUAUUCGUUUUCGCUAUUCAAUGAUAGAUGACGUUGCUCUUGCCGGCGUAAUAGUAUGGCACCAAAAACUAAAGAUAAGACUCUUCAAGAAAUAGAAGAUAAACUCAGAGGAUAUUCUAUAGGUCAUCGUGGUAAAACUUUGAGCUUGAAAUGUGAGGAUUGUAAGGAAAUCGUUCUCAACAAGUAAAACUUUUUUUUUGUAACAUUCCAAUUAGAGUCCCCCGCCAAAUAGCCUAGCUGUGUUCCGGCAUGUGAAUUGGAGAGCCAGUUCUAUUCCUUCCCUUUCCUCUUCCUUGUUUGGGGUGAUCCUUGGUGAUACUUGGAACUUGCAGAGCAGACUAGCUUGCGAACUUGCGGGACACGAUCGUUUGAUGGGGGUCUAGGGAGACCCUGUGAAAUGGUAUUCGCCACCGCCCGCCGGUCAGUAGGGGACCUGAACCCAGGUGUCACUACUAAACUCCGCCCCGGGAAGCUGUUCCAUUAAGCGGGUACAAUCUUGUCAUGCGAUCGACGCUACAGGCCAUUUCACGUCUUGUGUCAGCCUCUUACACAACCGGUGGCCGAGCACACGCUAUGUUCCUGCUUUAUUCAGGUAUUGCUAUGAAUUUACCGCGAACUUCCUACCUCACCCACUCCCACUAUCCACAUAAAAAGACUAUAAUUUUUUUUUAUCAACGAUAUCCCAUUCCACAUUUAAUGUUAUGUUUAAUUUUUCAGCAAUGUCAGGGGCUUACAUAACAACCUGGAGGGCAUACACCACCACUUUGGGACGGCGCAGCCUGCCCUACUUUUUCUGACCGAAACGCAGAUAUCUCGGAUGCCGACGUCCGUCGAGGCAAUCGUCAUCGACCAACGACACCGGUCCCCGCAGUACGGGGGCUUUUCAGGCCGCUCGGGCGGGGUCGCUGGAAGGAUAAGAAUCAGCCUUUCUGUUAGGCCGGAUGCUGAACUUCCUAGAAAGAUCCCGCCCCCCGCACCCAGGGGUCGCGCUGGGUAUGUGAGACUCGUCGGUCCGCAAAUAUUGGGAGUAAGCCAUGAACCCAAAGAUGAUUUUUGGGACUUUUUUGUGCCGAGGCCGUUUCUCCAACAAACUCUGCACCCGGGAUGUCUGUACCUCGACGGUCUAUAAAUUUAAGAAGUGAACUACGGGCUUGAGGGUGGUAUUUAGGGAACUACACACUAAGCGACUCCCCUGAACUUCCUCCCAAGCUUUUGAUCCUCCCCAAGGUCUGAAUCCGAACGGAGUAAGGAGGUCAUCGCAGUCAACACUGCAACCAGACGCACGACUGACACAAAGGACUUCAAGGCGAAACGAAGGUUUUGGAAAGUCGGCUGAUGUCACUCCUGAGCGGCGCGCUAACGCAUGGUGCACAUGGAACACAAGGUGGAUCCCUCGAGGAGACUGAUCUAACUACAUACAUAUACAUACAUAUAUAAAUACGAGUGAUUAUUGUCGCACAAAGCUAGGCAGGGAGUUCAAGCUCGGGCAGAGGGGAUUGCCCCAAGGCCCGAUCUGUACCCCCCCCCCCCAAGGGGACACGAAGACCCGACGGCGCACAAAACAUUUCGGUUCGAGCAGCCGAACGAGGCGGAGCUCUCUUUUGUUAUCGCUGUACACUUGAAAUGUUAUAAAUGGAAUUCAUUGGAAAAGUGAGUCUUAACUAAUGUCACUACGGAAAGCAAUCAUAAUGGUGAAGAGAAUGGUGCCAGCAAUGCUGGCGUUAUCAUUUUAAAAACACCAACGAACCAUCCUGAUCCGUCAUAAAUGUUGUCCACGGGCCCAACUUGUAGAAGUCUUACCUUAUUAGUGUUCGCUAAAAUUUACAUUUCAAACAAUAUCAAUGUGCAAUCCAAUUAAUCGCUAUUCAAACCAAUGUGAACAUUACUGCUGCACUUAGGCAUUCAUAAAAAUGCAAACGACUUAAAUACAGUGCUCGCUGAGUACUUUUAAAUACGAUUAUAAAAUAAAAAUCUUCAACAUAUUAUCUACAAAAUGCCUCGUCGCAGACAAUGGAUGACGCCAUUUAUAAAACAGUGUUUCGUCACAUCAGGUGUGACACUCAAUAUGUUGACACACGGCUUCAUGUACGGAUUCAAUACGGGACUGUUCGCACAGUUGAGGAAGACUAAAGAAAUACAGUUGGAUUUGGAGUUAGAGUCUUGGCUGGCGUCGUCAACCAGCUUAUCAUUCAUCGUUGGAUCGCUAUUCAGUUCAAUAUUCAUGGAUCGGUUCGGCAGGAGACCUGCAUUCAUAAUUGCAUCGGCCACCAUGAUAAUCAGCUGGUUAAUAUUCAUUGCAGCUAAAUCCUUCACCGCUUUAUUAGUUGCCAAAAUAUUUCAAGGCUUCUCUGCAGGUGUUGAAAGUACUACAGGCUACAUUUUAGUAGGGGAAUACGUUAGCCCUAAUCACAGAGCAUCAUUCUUAGCAAGUUUUCAACCGGUCAUGUUGUUUGGGGAUUUUAUAACCCACAGUUUAAGUUCUAUAUGCGAUUGGCGUAAUGUAGCUAUUAUUCUUGCAUUCUUUUCGAUCCCUGGAUUGGCGUUAAUUGUUUUUUCACCGGAAUCACCGAGCUUUUUGGCAAAAAUCGGAAUGCAUGACCAAUGUAAAAAGGUGUUCUACUGGCUAAGAGGUCCCAAUGAAAAUAAUGAAGUUGAAAUGUUGAUUAAGACUAAUUUACCUUCAAAACAAAAUGCUAUUAACAAUGAUAAGAUAAAUGGUUACAAAAAAGUGAUACAUAAAUUAUCAUUCAUUGGUACUUUUUUUAAAAAGAGAGAGGUACGUAUUUCGCUCUUCAUCAUGGUUCAUAUGCAACUUAUUAACCUGUUUUCCGGUUCUAUACUGUAUGAUAGUUAUACUGUAGACAUACAUACAGCUGUAUUUGGUACUGACAAAGAUCAGUACAUGUAUUUAAUUGUAAUGUAUUUAGAUAUAGUGAGAAUUUUGUCAUCAAUAUUCUCUGUUUUUCUCACGCAAAAAAUGAAACGGCGUAGCAUGCUCCUAAGCUUAGUCGGCCUUAACAUACUAAUGUAUCUAUUACUCGGAAUUUAUGUACUAUGCAAAAAUCAUAACUUAUUACCAUUUGAUCACAUAUCGAUCGGUAUAAUUCUGUAUGGUUUUAACUAUUUCUCUUUAGCGGCUGGAUCUGUUUCAUUACCAAAUAUUGUGGCCGGAGAAAUAUUCCCUUUGGCAAAUAGAAGCGCUUGUGGAAUGAUUUGUAACAUAACAUUUUCAUUAUACAUGUUCGUUAAUAUCAAAAACGUUCCUUAUAUCUUUUCUGGGGCUGGGGUCAGCGGUGUUUUUUUUAUGAACGCCGCCCUGCUUUCAUAUGCCCUCGGCAUGACAAUGUACACGUUACCGGAAACAAAAGAUAAAACGCUCUUAGAAAUAGAACACAUAUUAAGAGGAUGUCCUAUUGCUGAUGAUGAUGAGACAAUGAUUAAUCUGAAAGAACAUAAUGAGACAAAUUUCUAAUAAAAUCUAAAGAAUAAACUAACUACAUUGACUCGCAAACUUAAAGUAAGUGCAGAUUCGGAGAUGAAAAUUCGUGUAUCCUCUUGUGUCAACUCAAUAUACGCAUAGCCUUCCAAGAUUCUAAAACUCAUUGUAGCGUUAUAUUCUUUAUCUCUCAUAGCCAUGAAUGCUGACUUACCAAAAUAGCUUAGGAGGCCUUUUCUCCACUAAUGCAUGCCGUGCUACUCUUGGACUCCGGGGGUUACAAGAUACCUUCUAACUUUAUCAAACCGGCGGCACCAGCGAAUGCUUGGUUUCUUAAUAGCGAUUGUAUCGCACGAAAGUUCAAGAAGGUUCGGCUGCGUGCCAGAACUUAGAGAGGUUACUUACUUAGAGAGGAACUUGGGUAAAGAAGAUGUAAGAAAGAGCACGAAGUGAGAAAACGAUAUAAUUUCAAAUGAUCCGAGUCGAAGAAUAGUGUAGUGAGGGUUAGAAUCUUGUGUGUAUAGAAUGGAUACUGGUUCGUGUCGUACUUGCAAGUGAAUUUUGACCACCUUUGUUAUUGUCCGAUAGCUGUCAAUAAAAGUUACAAUACUUUUUGGUUAAAA